AUGGGGUUUUUAACCUAUUUUUUUAGCAAUAACAACAAAGGCGUAAAUAAUAAGCAGAAUGAAGAAGAGAUCUGGAUAUAUGAUUUAGUUUAUGAACAUCUUACAUCCCCAAUCUGGAAAAUUGCGAUUAUGGAAUUCGUAGAUGAGAAUUGCAUUAUAUUUGAUGAUGAAGAACAAUACACGCUAGAAUAAGAAUAGAAAUUCCAACAAUUUAAGGAAUUGAUAUCCUCUUAAUUUGAUAAUAUGUUGAAUGAAUAUGGAUUAACCAAUUAGCAAUUGACCAAACAAAUCCUAAUAGGAUUGGCACAUCCUCAACAUAAGAAUAUCUUCUAGCAGAUAAUAGCAAUUAAUGAUUACAAGAUUUUCAGAAAAUAAAUGAUAACUAGAAAUAAAGAAUUAGAGUUAGAAGCAUUGGAGGAACUCGAAAAAUAGGAUAGGAUUUUAUUAUAAUAAUAACAACAUUUGAAUAUUUAGUAAUACAUAAAUAUAAUAUUACUUAAGAUAGCCAGCAGCAGAAUUUGA
Messenger RNA from Paramecium tetraurelia, 522 nucleotides. RefSeq lists its product as uncharacterized. The record is from RefSeq and is a predicted model, not a curated record. The transcript has 2 exons. Gene Ontology annotation, cellular component: axoneme; ciliary base. Lineage: Eukaryota; Ciliophora; Oligohymenophorea; Peniculida; Parameciidae.